Messenger RNA from Mus caroli (Ryukyu mouse), 1374 nucleotides. RefSeq lists its product as uncharacterized. NCBI's taxonomy places the organism in Eukaryota, Metazoa, Chordata, Mammalia, Rodentia, Muridae. The record is from RefSeq and is a predicted model, not a curated record.
AUGCUUCUUCAGUCCCAGUCGCCCCCAAGUUUCUCGCCAGGGGCGCUGGAGGCUGGGCUCCAAGUUUGCUGGGCGGCAGCUGGGGGCGCGGGCGGGGGGCGGGAGCCCCGAGUCCGGGCGGGAGGGGGAGGAGCAGGCGCGCGGCCUCGCCGCUACCUGGCUCCUUCCAACGCGGCCGCUCGCGGGGUGCGCCGGGGGCUCCGAUGGGAACCGAGCGCGGGGGGCCCGGGACCACACAGCUCCGAAGCACUUUCCCAAGCCCGAAGGAGCCCUCGCUGCACCCCGAACCCGUUCUCCGCGUCCUGCUUUCUCCGAGGGAAAAAAAAAAAAGGAGAGAAAGAGAGAGAAGCAAGCAGAUGCGGCGCAAAGCGGGGCGCAGGACGGCAAGGUGAGGGCGCAGGGACUUACUCUGCCAAGCGCGGUGCCGAGCGCAGCGGCCAAGAAACCCAGGCCCGGCUCCCCGGCGCCCGGAACCCCGCGGGCCGGCAGGUCAAGCGCUUCGGGCCGGACGGUGUCCGGGAUAGGGACCGCGACCGCACGGACGCGCGGGUGGGGUCGGCUCGGGUGGCGCUCGCACUGCGCUCCGGCCGCGGCUCCGCGCGGCUCGGCUCCCGGCUCCCCUCUGGCUCCUUGGCACCAACUCUGGGCAGUCACAUGACGCCGGCGCCGCUCGCUCUGCGAGCCUCCCCGGGGCUGGCGGGAGGCCGCUUCCAGCCUGGAGGGACUUUUCUUGGAAAGGUGGAGACCCCCGGAGGAGUGCGACUCCCCAAGGCCCUGGAGCGAAAAGGCGUUCGCGGGUCAGCCUUGCUGCCAGAAAAAUUUAGCAAACUUCGGGCAGAUCCUCCCACCUGGGGCGAGAGCUCUGGCUGGCCUGGGGCUCAGCCCCGGGACCUUUCCUUUCACACUUUAAGAGCCUCAAGGCACUUUUUCCGUGGAAACCAGGCCAGAGCGAGGACAACUUCGCUGAGCUUGCUGCUAGGCUAGAGUCGGAGGCCUUUGAGUUUCUUUUUAAAACAGUAUUAAUGUAAUAAGGAACGCAAUAAAAAGAACAAAGGACAAAUUGGUUCAAUUGUUUUAGUUCUGUGUAAUGUUUUAAAACAACCCGGCUUCAGUCUAUGGCUUGUUAUUACUUCAAGAUGUUUUAAAGGCCCUGUAAGUUCACCAUUCUCACUUCACUUUGAUGCUUCAGCCAGGCAUGGUACUACUUAAAACGUAGUGAUACAUAGAUUCCCCACUCCUUGUUGUAACUACAAGGUACAAUUAAACUAGAACCCAGUAACCUCCACCACUGAAAUUGUCUGUCCUGAGGAGACCCAGAACCCACUAGUUCACAUUCCAGCAUAAUGUCCUGUUUAAAAUGUAAGUGGUGAGGGU